AUGGCAAGACCGAAUAUGUCGGUCAACCAACGAUUUCAAAUUCUGGAUCUCGUCAAUGAGGCAGCUAUCAAGAUUGAUCAGGCGACACAGAUGUUGGAUCAGGCUAAUAUUGAAUUGAUGAAGAAGUAUAUCCAGGUCAAUAAUUCUCAAAUCGUUCAUUUGGAGCUGUCCAAAUUCUUCAUCUAA
Caenorhabditis briggsae is the source of this 186-nucleotide messenger RNA. The transcript is spliced from 2 exons. Lineage: Eukaryota; Metazoa; Nematoda; Chromadorea; Rhabditida; Rhabditidae. The coding region runs from base 1 to 186 and encodes 61 amino acids. The record is from RefSeq and is a predicted model, not a curated record.